AUGCCAGACACCCCCACCUGCUGUAUGUGCGGGAAAACGCUCUCUGAAAACCCGAAACGUUGUUCCGGGUGUCACGAAGCAGCGUACUGCGGUAAGGUGUGCCAGAAGAGGCACUGGGUGGUCCACAUCUUCGACUGCAAGACGGACAAGCCCAUCGGCACCGUUUACUACCUCGCCCGCGCAUGCCUCAACAAGAUCCCCCCGCUCGACGCGCAGACAAGAGUCGACUACGGCUUCCACAAGAUUUCGUACACCCUCAGCGGACCCGCUGAGCUACAUCUCCUCCGGUUGUAUACACGCGUACUCGAUGUGGUCUCCCGCGACAUCUUGCGCCAAUGGCAGCGACAGGGACGACUCGUCCAGGGCAUCAAAUCCGUGUUCGAGGGAUCUCCGCGCGCCCAAGACCCCGCAUAUACCUGGUUCCUCCAGCACGAAUCCCACUUCGACGACCUCACGACCUUCGACGCCGACCGCGCGUGGGAGCACAUCGGCCGCUCCCCCGACGACUCCACGGACGACAUCUGGGCGGCGAUCCGCGCGGUGCCGGAGCGGGAGGGCACCUGCCUCCUCUUCUACUUCUUCGCCCUCGCCGGCGUCGUCCCCGUGCCGUGGCAGGGGAUAUCUGGAAGCGCGUACCGAACGCUCGCCCACGCGUGCGCGUUCGACGCCUUCUUCGCCGCGCACGACGCUGGAGCCCUCCCCGCGCUCUUCCGCGAGCACGGCAUCGCGGUGCCCAACGUGUCGUGCUUCGACGACGUCGUGAGCGUCCCGCCCGGGGCCGCGCUGAAGACCGUCUGGAACCUGAAGCGGCGCAUCGACGUCCUCAUGGCGGCCCUCCCGGGCGAACCGGCGCGACAGGUGCUCGUCGCGCCCGCGGCGGACGUCUUCGCGGCGGACUACGGGUACACGAACUGCCAGAGCGAGGAGGAGACGCAGCUGCUGGACGACCUCUACACGCGCGUGUUCACGAAGCUGGAGCGGCCGGUCGAUCCGCUGGAGCUGCAUCGGGCGUCCGUCGAGUAG
This is a messenger RNA of Epithele typhae, 1023 nucleotides long. RefSeq lists its product as uncharacterized. The transcript has 2 exons. The coding region runs from base 1 to 1023 and encodes 340 amino acids. The record is from RefSeq and is a predicted model, not a curated record. NCBI's taxonomy places the organism in Eukaryota, Fungi, Basidiomycota, Agaricomycetes, Polyporales, Epitheliaceae.